This is a messenger RNA of Cuscuta campestris, 1290 nucleotides long. The record is from the annotation of a GenBank genome assembly. NCBI's taxonomy places the organism in Eukaryota, Viridiplantae, Streptophyta, Magnoliopsida, Solanales, Convolvulaceae.
GAUGAUGGGUAAUGUGCAUUAAAUUGUUAUUAGAUUUAAAUAAAAAAGAAAAAAAAAGAAAAAGUGGAGCAACACCCGUGAAGCCAUGAACAGCACGUCAUGCCUCUGUCAAGCCUACGAUGUUGCGAUGGCCCGCUAUGACGGGGCAUGAUGCCUCUUCAUGUCCAUGGAAUCCAAUCCCUCUGCCGGCCAAUUUCCCUCUGGAGUCGGCCAUUCUCCCUCCGCCGGCAGAUUUCCCUCUAGAGCGGGCCGUUCUCCCUCCGCCGGCCGAUUUCCCUCUGGCACCGGCCGUUCUCCCUCCGCCGGCCGAUUUCCCUCUGGCGCUAGCCGUUCUCCCUCCGCCGGCUGAUUUCCAUCUGGCGCCGGCCGUUUUCCCUCCGCCGGCCGAUUUCCCUCUAGUGCCGGCCGAUCUCCCUCCGCUGGCCGAUCUCCCUCCGCUGGCCGAUCUCCCACCUCUGGCUGAUCUCCCACCUCUGGCCGAUCUCCCUCCUCUGGCCGAUCUCCCUGAACUGGCCGAUCUUCUGGCCGAUCUCCCUCCUCCAGUGCCAGAGGGAAAUCGGCCAGUGCUAGAGGGAAAUCGGCCGGCGGAAGGAGAACGGCCAGCGGAGGGAGAUCGGCCAGAGGAGGGAGAACAGCCAGCGGAGGGAGAUCGGCCGGCGUCAGAGGGAGAUCGGCCGGCGCAGAGGGAAAUCGGCUGGCGGAGGGAGAACGGCCGGCGCCAGAUGGAAAUCAGCCGGCAGAGGGAGAACAGCCAGCGCCAGAGGGAAAUUGGACGGCAGAGGGAGAACGGCCAGUGCCAGAGGGAAAUCGGCUGGCAGAGGGAGAACGGCCCGCUCUAGAGGGAAAUCGGCCGGCGGAGGGAGAACGGCCGGCUCCAGAGGGAAAUGGGCCGGGGGAGGGAUUGGAUUCUGCUCUCGACCUCAGCCAUAACCUGAACGUGAAGGAACCUUCUUCAGGACUUGUGGAAGUGGCGGAGAGCGAUCCAUCAUGCGAUGUUUGUUGUUUUGAUUCAUCUUCACCAUCUGGAAACUGUUCCUUUGAUAGUGACUCAUUUUUGAAUUUUGGAAGCUUUAAUAGUGAUUUUAAAAUUUGAAAAAUAUGGCGGAAGCUUUUCGUUCCGUCCAAGACAUUUAUGGACUGAUGUGCAUUGUUAAGAAAACCCCUAAAACAUCUCUGUUGGCUGUCUACUAUGCUAAGCUUACCGAAAUCUUUUGGAUAUCAUCGAGUCAUCUCUAUCAUGCUUAUGCAUGGCUCAAACUUUUUUCUCUCUAAGAAAGUUUCAAUUAAAAC